AUGAAGUUAGGUCAAAUUGUCUCACUCACAUUUAUACCUACGCUAUAUGUGUUGUUUGUGCUGUUGCUGGAAUUUGUGGAAGAUGCUGUGGCACAAAAUCCUGACCCACUUUUCCAGCUACCCGUGCAGUUAGUCGGCUUCCCGGUUAUCGUGUUAUCAGUGCGCUUAUCACAAUUCGCUAAGAAGCUGGCUUACUCGUUGAAUCCAAACACCUAUCGCGCGCGCAGCAAACGUGAGACUGCACCAUAUGCCGCUUAUGAUGCUGAGUUGGCGCAAAAAGAAAUUUUACGAGAGUUUGGACCAAGCGCUUGUAUAUUGGAGGAACCUUGUCGUGUGCAUGCCUCACGGCCAGGUCGCUUUGGUGCACAACAACAUCCAGCGUGGAAUGAAAUUUUGAGGUAG
Rhagoletis zephyria (snowberry fruit fly) is the source of this 402-nucleotide messenger RNA. RefSeq lists its product as uncharacterized. NCBI's taxonomy places the organism in Eukaryota, Metazoa, Arthropoda, Insecta, Diptera, Tephritidae. The record is from RefSeq and is a predicted model, not a curated record.